GUAAGUUGAAUGAGUCGGAGGUGGUGAUGUUGUACAGUGGCAGCACAGUCCACCCCAUCCCAAACAUCAUCCAAUCAUACGCAGACGCAUUCGACACUGCCCACGUCACAUUCCAACAGUCGCCCAUAAACACCCAAAAGUUUAAAAAAAUGUUCCAAAUUCUGCCUUCACUCAAUUCAGCCAUCCAUGCUUUGAUGAAGUUCCAAAAAUGGGGAAAGUUUGCAGUAAUUUACGAUCAACAAGAUGCUCUGGAGACGUUGACGUCGUUUGUAAACUGGGACGACGCUAGAAAAGACUGUGGGGUUGGGGGCUACCAUGAGAAGUGUGUUCUGAAGCCCACUCUGAAAUACGUGAACAGCAUUUUCGCCAUGAACAACUCCCUCGCCAACAUCAAACAGAGAGGAGAUUGCAAGAACUUCAUUCUGUUCUUGUCUAGUUCAAAUACAAGGAUUUUCUUUCAAUAUGCGCAGCACUGGCAGAUGCUCAUGCAAGACUACAGCUACAUCAUUGCCGACUUGCGUAUGCCGUGUGGUAAAGUUCAAUUUGACAUCAGUGGUAGGAUCAACAUCAUCUGUUUCCAACUCAUACAACAGACACAGUCAAACUUCGAGGCAUUCGAGCAAAGGUGGAGACAGAAGAACAUAUUCCCCCUCGACCUUACAAAUCAGCUGGAGACAGCACUUGCGUACGAUGCCUUUUCUCUGAUGAGGAAGAUACUGAGCAGUUUCUACGUGGACGAGACAGACAGGUACAAGUUCCACUCCAUGGCCCCCACUGUGAACAGUAAUGACAAGAACAGGGGGCAGUGUCUGGGAGUGGACAUCCCUCCGAAUCCAUUUAGACCACAGAUCAGAGACAUGUUCUACAAGGUUAAAAUACCCGGAGUAACUGGGAAUAUAGAGUUCGACAGGGAAGGAAAUCGAAAGAGCUUCCAGGUGCAGCUCCUCGACGUUGGGUUCCGCGAGGUGCACAAUAGGCUGGGCAACUGGAGUGAGGCCAGUGGACAACUGAUGAUGGAACCGGAAUAUUCUAGAACAACUGAUGACGCAAGUGGGCCUGAGAGCGAUAGUAGUGAAGCUAAUGAAAGAGCGGACAUUAAGAAAAGACCGAUGCGAAUCACAGCAGUUCUGAGUAAGCCAUUCACGAUGUUGAAAGAGGAGUUCGCUUACUUCGAAAAUCAAACUUGGAAAGUGCGGACAGAACACCUGGAGGGGUUCCUGAUUGACGUGAUAGCACUGACCUGUUCCAAACUGAAUCUGAGUUAUGAGAUCAGACUGGUGAAGGAUGGCAGGUAUGGGGCCAAGAAUGCAGACGGCACCUGGAAUGGCAUGAUAGGAGAGCUGCUCAGAGGGGAAGCAGACGUCGCCUUAGCUCCCCUGACCAUAACGUCCAUGAGACUGAAAGUAGUGGACUUCACCAAGCCAUACAUGACACUGGGCAUCUCCAUAAUGAUGCAAAAGCCACAGAGCAGAAACGACGACCUCUUCUCCUUUUUGCAGCCACUGCACACUGAGAUUUGGCUGUGUUGUAUUCUGGCCUAUUUCAGCGUCAGUGUCGUUCUUUUUUUGGUGUCCAGACUUUCAGCUUGCCAUGGAAACGAACUGGAACUCCACCCGGUAACGCAUGACGACAAUCGUGUGGCUUCUUCCGAGAUCUACCCCUCCCCAUCCUCUCUUUCCUCUUCCUGUGCCUCCUCUCAGGAACCCUACGGAAUCUUCAACUGUCUCUGGUUCAGUCUCGGUUCAUUCAUGCAGCAAGGCGGAGACAUUUGUCCAAGAAACUUGUUCAGGUCUUUUUCUGCUCGAUUGGUGGCGUGUUCGUGGUGGUUCUUCACCCUCACCAUCAUCAGCAGCUACACUGCCAACCUGGCCGCCUUCCUCACAGUGGACAGGAUGAAGAGUCCCAUCACGGGCGCGGAGGACCUGGCCUCCCAGACCAAGAUAGAGUACGGCACUCUGGACCAGAGCUCAUCUCAACUAUUUUUCCAGAGAUCUUCAAUCGGAACUUACCAGCGAAUGUAUCUCUUCAUGCAAGAAAGAAAUCACUUCACGAAAUCCACGGCAGAGGGCGUGCAGAUGGUGCAGGAGAAUCCCAACUUCGCUUUUCUGAUGGAGAGUGUGAUGAUGGAGUACUACAACCACCUGCAGCCCUGCUCGACGUUCAAAGUGGGACCCAACCUCAAUGUCAUCAACUAUGGACUGGCCACACCUAGAACGUCGCCAUACUUGAGCAUCCUGACAAUUGCCAUUUUGGAGCUGCAAGAGAAGAAUGAGAUCUACAUGUUGAAGGCAAAGUGGUGGUACAGAAACAGUCCCUGCUCGACCAUCACUGGAGCACAGCCGGCUACUUCGGCUUCAGAAGCAGCUGCCUUGAGACUGAACAGGGUGGGGGGCAUCUUCUACCUGUUAGUGGGGACCCUCAUUGUCGGCAUAUUGGUCGCAUUGGUCGAAAUUCUUUACGUGUCCCUAUGUCAAGCUUACUAUUUUAAGGCACCAUUUAUCACAAUGAUUAAAGCGAAUGUCAGACUGGCUGUCAUGUCAAAGUUCAAUUUCCCCGGUAUGAAACCGACACCUCUCCUUCACCUGCAGCCCCCUUCGCAAAUCCCCCUCAACCAAGAGAAACCCUACCCUUACAGUCUGAGUGUGAACAGAAGGGCGAUUGAGAACGACUUCAACUCUGGAGGGGAUAGUUUUGACCUCACAGAAGGUAGCAAAGGGUCGGAUACUUCUACUUUCAAAAGGAGGAUCAAAGGUGUUUCACUGAGUGGGAAGGGCGAUGGAGCGGGUAAAAGUCACACCGAUGUAUAGAUAUAAACUGUAAUACUCAGUAGUCGAACUGAAAUUUGUUAUUUAUAUUUAACCCUAUAAUUGAACAACUUACACAGAUUUUUAGCAAUAUUGAAAUCGGUUUUACUUUUUCUUAAAUUCUUGUACCAUAAUAUCAUUAUCAUUUUGGCUUAAAGAAAUUUCAUUCAUCACUCGAUAGUGUUUACUGAUUUCUUCGAAUUCAAGAUGAUUGGAAAAACUUCUC
Symsagittifera roscoffensis is the source of this 3030-nucleotide messenger RNA. RefSeq names its product glutamate receptor 2-like. The transcript is spliced from 18 exons. Bases 27 to 2807 code for a protein of 926 amino acids. Gene Ontology annotation, molecular function: transmitter-gated monoatomic ion channel activity involved in regulation of postsynaptic membrane potential; glutamate receptor activity. The record is from RefSeq and is a predicted model, not a curated record. Gene Ontology annotation, biological process: monoatomic ion transport; synaptic transmission, glutamatergic; modulation of chemical synaptic transmission. NCBI's taxonomy places the organism in Eukaryota, Metazoa, Xenacoelomorpha, Acoela, Convolutidae. Gene Ontology annotation, cellular component: plasma membrane; postsynaptic density membrane.